Molecule: messenger RNA, 768 nt
Organism: Penicillium manginii
Lineage: Eukaryota; Fungi; Ascomycota; Eurotiomycetes; Eurotiales; Aspergillaceae
Product: DUF2985 domain-containing protein
Exons: 2
Coding region: 1-768 (255 amino acids)
Source: RefSeq, a predicted model, not a curated record
AUGGAUCUUACCAAGUCCACUUCCGAAAAUGCAAGGCUUGACAAGGUUAGCGUUCGAUACAAGGCCGGGUUCAAUCAAAGCGAUGAAAAACUUGUUCUACCAGCUGCCGAGCCAGUCACCCAAAAGCCCGAAAAUGGCAUGCAGGCCCUUUGGAGUUGGAUUCGAACGCCAGAAGGGUUUCUGAUAACAAUAUAUGGACUCAGCGUCGUUGCAUGGGGUGGUAUGCUCUUUCUUCUUAUGUGUAAUGUCGCGCCUGCUAUGUGUCACCCAUCCUGCAACGACCUGUACUCAUCGCGACGUAAAUGGAUUGAGAUUGAUUCUCAAAUUCUCAACGCCUUGUUUUGCAUUCCGGGGCUCGGUUUGGCUCCAUGGCGAAUUCGGGAUCUCUAUCUGUGGAUCAUGUGGAGGCUGGGCAGUAGUAUGUCAGCCUUCAACUCCUUGCGUGUCAUUUACUCUUCGUGGUUCUAUUGGAACUCGGAUGACGAUGUGUCGAGCGAAUCAUUUCACCAAGAACUACCAUUGGGAGAUUUCGCAAGGACCAAAAAGUGGAAGUUGGACCUAAUAGUAUGGUGCAACACCUGGAACACAAUAUUUCAAGCUUGCUUAGCGGGCUGCAUGUGGGGUAUGGAUCGAUUCAAUCGUCCUAGUUGGACCACAGGCUUAUUUGUUUGCUUGGCUUGUACUGUUGCCGGCGUCGGUGGGUUUGUCACGUACAAAGAGACUCGGAGGACGAGAAAUCUCCAAAAUCAGCUUCAUGAGGUCUCCUAA